Molecule: messenger RNA, 1192 nt
Organism: Anthonomus grandis grandis
Lineage: Eukaryota; Metazoa; Arthropoda; Insecta; Coleoptera; Curculionidae
Product: proteasome subunit alpha type-1-like
Exons: 2
Coding region: 121-963 (280 amino acids)
Biological process (GO): ubiquitin-dependent protein catabolic process
Cellular component (GO): nucleus; proteasome core complex; proteasome core complex, alpha-subunit complex
Source: RefSeq, a predicted model, not a curated record
UUAAUUCUCGCUGUCAAACUGAUCUGACAGCAAAAACCGCUUUAUCAUUUCAACUUUUCGUUUUCAUUCUUAAAAACUUUGAAAUAAAAAGAGUGUCGCUUAAAGAACCGUACCAAAAACAUGUUCAGGAACCAGUACGACAGUGACGUGACAGUAUGGAGCCCCCAGGGGCGCCUCCACCAAGUGGAAUACGCCAUGGAAGCGGUAAACUUGGGUUCCGCCACCGUAGGCCUCAAAAGUAACUCCCACGCAGUCCUCAUAGCCCUUAAAAGGGCCUCCUCGGAACUCUCCGCUUACCAGAAGAAAGUAAUCAACAUCGACGACCACAUCGGCAUAACCAUUUCCGGUUUAACAGCAGAUGCGAGGAUCCUUAGUCGCUACAUGAGAACCGAAUGUUUGAACUACAAGUACUCCCACGACACUUAUUUGCCAUUAAACAGACUGAUUUCCACUCUGGGUAAUAAGAUGCAACUGUGCACCCAAAGGUACGACCGCAGACCUUAUGGGGUUGGACUCCUGGUGGCUGGUUUCGACGACAAAGGUAGCCACAUCUACCAGACUUGCCCCUCGGCCAAUUAUUACGAUUGCAAAGCCAUGUCUAUUGGGGCGAGGUCGCAGAGUGCAAGAACUUAUUUGGAAAAGCAUCUGGAGCAGUUGCCUGGGGCCAGUUUGGAGGAACUUAUCGCCCAUGGACUGAGGGCUCUUAGGGACACGCUUCCUCCAGAAGUUGAUCUUUCCACUAAGAAUGUGUCUAUUGGGUAUGUCGGUAAGGAGCAGCAGUUUAAAAUUUUGGAUGAGGAUGAGACUGGGCCUUUCUUGAAACUGAUUGAGGGUGAGGAGAGGAGAGGAGCUCCGCCAGAGAAGCCUUUGGGACCACUAAGGGAUGAGCAGGGGGAAGAGCCGAGGGACCCUUCUGCAGCAGUAGCAACGGAGGCAGCAGAACAUGCCAUGGACACAGAUUAAAUCAUUUAGGAACAACAAAUCUCUUAAUUAAUAGAAAAUUAAUUGAGUGGUUUGCCAAUUUCCCCGUUUUUGAUGAUAAUUUUCUUAUAUUUGUGCCGUGGCUGUCUUAAGGGUGUUUUUAGGGCAGCCACGGCACAAAUAUGCUGAAUCACUUGUUGUAAUAUGUUAUAUUAAGUCUUGCUUUUCUAUGGGUGAUUUAUUAAUAAUAAUAAACUAAUUCUGCUAUCAA